AGUUCACACCUUCUCUCGUCGGAGAAAAAAGAAAGAGGGGGGGAAAACCCCAACAGGGCGGGGAGAGAGAUGCCGGAGCUUCCGGAAGUGGAGGCGGCGCGGCGGGCGCUCCAGGAACACUGCGUCGGGAAGAGGAUAGUGCGGUGCGCCGCCGCGGACGACACCAAGGUCAUCGAUGGCGUCGCCCGGGACCGGCUGGAGUCGGCGCUGGUUGGGAGGGCCAUCACCGCGGCGCGGCGCAAGGGCAAGAACUUGUGGCUCGAGCUCGACUCCCCGCCGCAUCCCACCUUCCAGUUUGGGAUGGCUGGAGCUAUUUACAUCAAAGGUGUGGAGCUGAGCAAAUAUAAGAGGUCUGCAGUGGGCCCAACUGAGGAAUGGCCCUCGAAGUACUCCAAGCUUUUUGUUCAAAUGGAUGAUGGUUUGGAGUUUUCCUUUACUGACAAGAGGCGUUUUGCUAAAAUACGAUUGGUUGACAAUCCAGAAGCUGUCCCUCCAAUUUCUGAGCUUGGACCUGAUGCCUUAUUUGAACCAAUGAAGCUUGAUGAUUUCAUGAAACCAUUAGGUCGAAAGAAUGUGCCAAUAAAAUCCCUUUUACUUGAUCAGAGCUUUAUAUCAGGAAUUGGCAACUGGAUUGCAGAUGAAGUGCUUUAUCAGGCAAGGAUUCAUCCUAUGCAAACUGCAUCGAAGAUAUCAAAAGACAAGUGUGCUACACUCCUGUGCAUUAAAGAGGUUAUUGAUAAGUCCUUAGAAGUUGGUGCUGAUAGCAGUCAGUUUCCAGAAAACUGGAUAUUUCAUUCUAGGGAGAAGAAACCUGGCAAAGCCUUUGUGGAUGGGAAGAAAAUUGACUUCAUUACAGUAGGUGGUAGGACUUCAGCGUAUGUGCCAGAGUUACAGAAGCUAGAUGGGGCGGAUGCGGCAACAAGCAGAUCUAAGAGAAGCGAAGACAAGGACAUUGAUGAUGAUCAAAAGUCGAGAAAAGGUAUAAAUGCUCCAAAACCAGCAAAGGGAAGAGUGAAGGUGGCAAAAGGUCUGUCAGGCAAAGCUGCUAAUGCUAGUGAUGAUGGCGAUGAGGAGGAAGAGGGAAAACCAGCAAAGCGCGGAAGGAAGCAAUCGGCAAGGGAAGCUAAUGUCUCAACUAAAAAUGCUGGCAGUAUUGUGGGCGAUGAAGCUGCUGAUCAGGAUCAAGAGGCUGAGGAAGAUGCAAAACCAGCAAAGAGGGGAAGGAAGCAGAUAGAGAAGACCGCCAAGGGCUCGUUGAAGGAAGCUGGUCAUGAGGACGAUGACGAAGAAGCAGAUGAUAAGAUAGAGGCAAAACCAGGGAAGAGGAGGGGGCAGAAGAUGCAACGAACUGAGGCGAAGAGCAGCUCGCCUAACAAAGUUGAAGAUGCUGGCCCAGCAAGGAGGCCGCAGAGGAAAGCGCGGCAGACUUAAGCCUGCAAGGAAUUGAACAAUCUAUUUUGCAGUUAGAUUUUGGACUGGCUUUUAGUUUUAGUUAACUAGGGUGUGGUGCAUGAUAUUGCAUCAGCUGUUGCCACCGCAGAACAUGGGCCGGCCAACUGUAUUUGAUCACGGUCGUUGUGCCGCCUAUGUCCAGAUCAGCAGUUCUAAACAUCUCAGUGCAGUUGUCAGUCAGCAAUGAAAAACAUCGCUAAGUUUCCAUGGCGUUGCCUUAUGCCCUCA
Setaria italica (foxtail millet) is the source of this 1680-nucleotide messenger RNA. Its product is annotated as formamidopyrimidine-DNA glycosylase. The transcript is spliced from 10 exons. Bases 70 to 1431 code for a protein of 453 amino acids. Gene Ontology annotation, molecular function: zinc ion binding; oxidized purine nucleobase lesion DNA N-glycosylase activity; damaged DNA binding. Gene Ontology annotation, cellular component: nucleus. NCBI's taxonomy places the organism in Eukaryota, Viridiplantae, Streptophyta, Magnoliopsida, Poales, Poaceae. The record is from RefSeq and is a predicted model, not a curated record. Gene Ontology annotation, biological process: base-excision repair.